CGGUACAGUGCAACUUGUAUCAGGCCGCCGGAGACUGGAGCUGCAGCUUCAACCACACGCCGCGGUCCGCACUUCACACGCUUAAAAGCAACCGGAGGCGUAACCGCAGCCGCUCGCCUCUUCUGCGGCGUCCACGAGCCCACACCCGCGGCCAUGCCUCCGCCGCCGGAGAACCAUCCCCUGCCGCCGCCUCGGCCACGGCCCAAGCCAAAGCCUCCCAAGCCCAAGCCACCCAAACCCAGGCCGGCGGCGGUGCGCGACCAGACCCACGGCGUCGCCGUCCCGCUGCCUCCCGACCCCAUCGCCUGCGCCCUCCACUGCUCCCAGGCCUGCGCCUUCCACAGCCUCUGCGCGCCGCCGCCGCCGCCCUCGCGCACCACCACCCUUCACCUCCAGUCCUCCCGCUCCCGCCUCCCCACCCCGCUCAUCGCGCUCUCCGCCUCCGUCCUCGCCGUCUCCGUCCUCCUCCUCCUCGUCCUCCUCGUCUGCCGCGUCGUGCGGUGGCGCCGGCGGCGCCAGACCGCCACGACACAGCAGCAUGCGCCGCUGAACCAACACCACGCCGUCGACGAGGAGGGCGGUCCCAUACCCCUGGCCACGGCGCCGGCGGAUGAGCAGGGCUCGGACGACGGCGACGGGAUGCACCACGUGUGGUACAUAAAGACCGUGGGGCUCGACGAGCGCGCCAUCGCGGCCAUCACCGCGCUCGUCUACGACGCCGAGAAGUGCCGCGGCGUCGGAGCCGACGGCGGCUGCGCGGUCUGCCUCGCCGAGUUCCGCGACGGGGAGACGCUGCGCCUGCUGCCGCGCUGCGCGCACGCCUUCCACCGCGCCUGCAUCGACACCUGGCUGCGCGCCCACGUCAACUGCCCGCUCUGCCGCGCCCCCGUCAAGGUCGCCUCCGGCAACGCCGCCGCGCUCGCGGUGAACCUUGACGUGGCUGCUGGCGCCGAGGAGGAGGCCGGCCGCGAUGGCGAAGACACGCCCACGGAGGACCGCGCUCUCAGGCGCGCCGCGUCCAUGCUGGCGCUGCCCAGGCGUGCGUGGCCGGACGUCGACUCCCUACGAGCGCCCGCGUCCAACAGCGCGCGCCAGGGGGAGAUGGGCCUAGCCAAGAUCACUCGGGUGCUCAAGCUCUCGGAAGCGUUGGAGAUGGCCGGGAUCGGGGAACGCAGGUCGGCGUCCUUCAGCGCGGCGGCCUCCCUACGUUUGCCAGGGCGGUCACCCCAGCCGGCCGCCGACGACAACACACGGUGAAGACCACUGCUGCUUCCUGCUUGGCUAUGGCUGGCGUCAAGUGAUUCAAAGUUGCAAAGUUUUGGAGCGAAACAGCGUGAGCUUUGUGCAUACACCGCGAGGAUGUCAGAAAUUGUAAAUAAGGAUUACUGACAGAAAAGACGUGUUCAGUAUGCGAGUAUAACAAUAAGCUACAAAGGUCUCUUAAGAUAUGAAGAUCACUAGCACAUAUUUGUUGUCCAGUUCAUGACAAUCAAGAUAUGUCGCUUCGGGAAAAAAAAAAAGCUCAUCGAUAUGUGUAUGGUAAUCUGUUGUCACUUGUAUUCAUGUAUUUGUGGAAAUCUCAUGAUAAUGAACUUCAUAAGGUUUCAGGUCCCAAA
Molecule: messenger RNA, 1616 nt
Organism: Lolium rigidum
Lineage: Eukaryota; Viridiplantae; Streptophyta; Magnoliopsida; Poales; Poaceae
Product: RING-H2 finger protein ATL51-like
Exons: 1
Coding region: 154-1257 (367 amino acids)
Biological process (GO): protein ubiquitination
Source: RefSeq, a predicted model, not a curated record